Messenger RNA from Phytophthora sojae, 654 nucleotides. RefSeq lists its product as hypothetical. The record is from RefSeq and is a predicted model, not a curated record. The transcript is spliced from 2 exons. Lineage: Eukaryota; Oomycota; Peronosporomycetes; Peronosporales; Peronosporaceae. The coding region runs from base 1 to 654 and encodes 217 amino acids.
AUGCUUUCAUUUUCACUCGCCAUUUUAUGCCAGGCUUUCUGUAAACACUUUGGCAAAAGGUACCGGUAUUUCGAGAGUCUGUUUCCAAACAGACUGGCUUCUGGACGAACGAUCUCGUUUACGCUGGUGAUUGAUUAUGGGGCGAUUCCCACCGCUAACGGUACAGUUGCUCUUGCCUGCUCUUGGAUGUUCUGCGGGACACGCCAUCAAGUCCAUCUCACUCGCCAAGAAACGCGCAUGCGUAUCGGUAUCGUCACGCUAGCGGCCGGCGUCGUGCUGCUCAGCACGUCCCUCUCCGCCGAUGCUGCUAUCGAAACCAAAACAACCGCAGUAGAGCCCGUUACCAACCCGUCGCUACGGAGCGGAACCCGGUGGACCGAGAAAUCAAAGGUUAACGAUGCCGAUGGCCUCGACUUCAGCAACGUCGAAGACACCGACUCGAGUGACGAAGAACUUUCGCCAUCUGCAAAAGUGGUUGAGAAUGAAGAGAGGACUCUUGUCAAACCUUCCGCGUCAAUGGAUUCGUUCUGGGUGAAGGCAUUCUACAAAAUGUUCCCGCAUGUCAAGCCUCCGGCCGCCGACAUCAGGCACGUCCCGCUUCGCCCGCCUCGUUUUGUAGAUGCUGGCGACGGUUUGGUAAAAAUCGCCCACUGA